AACGUCACGUCCUCCAAGAAGCAAUGAAUGUGUCAGCGAGCCAACCGGCGUGCGUGGAGGGCUGAUCCGGGCCGUGACCCGGAAGUAAACGUCUUCCCUCAUCAUCUAAGACCUUAGAAGCCAGUGUGCCCAGUGAGAGCAUCAGCAUGUUCAAGAAAUUUGAUGAGAAAGAGAAUGUGUCCAACUGUAUACAGCUGAAGACUUCUGUGAUAAAAGGCAUUAAAAAUCAGCUGACUGAUCAGUUUCCAGGCAUAGAUCAAUGGCUGAACCAGAUAAUGCCAAAAAAGGACCCUGUGAAAAUAGUCAGAUGCCAUGAACACAUAGAAAUUUUAACUGUAAAUGGAGAGCUGUUAUUCUUCAGACAGAGGGAAGGGCCUUUCUACCCAACAUUACGAUUACUUCAUAAGUACCCCUUCAUACUUCCACAUCAGCAGGUAGAUAAAGGAGCUAUAAAAUUUGUCCUCAGUGGAGCCAACAUCAUGUGCCCGGGUCUGACAUCUCCCGGAGCUAAGCUAUACCCAGCAGCAGCGGACACUGUUGUUGCGAUAAUGGCAGAGGGAAAGCAACAUGCUCUCUGUGUUGGAGUCAUGAAGAUGUCUGCAGAUGAUAUUGAAAAGGUCAACAAAGGAAUCGGCAUAGAAAAUAUUCACUAUUUAAAUGAUGGCUUGUGGCACAUGAAGACUUACAAGUGAAGCACUUGGAGGCAGCGUGGAUUGCGUGGAAAUAUUUGUGACUGAAUGUGAAACACACUUUUUGUGCUGUAAUUCUGCUUAAUAAAGUAAAUACGCCAUAA
Molecule: messenger RNA, 793 nt
Organism: Spea bombifrons (plains spadefoot toad)
Lineage: Eukaryota; Metazoa; Chordata; Amphibia; Anura; Pelobatidae
Gene: MCTS1
Product: MCTS1 re-initiation and release factor
Exons: 6
Coding region: 147-692 (181 amino acids)
Biological process (GO): formation of translation preinitiation complex
Molecular function (GO): RNA binding
Source: RefSeq, a predicted model, not a curated record